Messenger RNA from Syngnathoides biaculeatus (alligator pipefish), 3096 nucleotides. It is a transcript of the gene hid1a, whose product is annotated as HID1 domain containing a. The transcript has 19 exons. Bases 114 to 2501 code for a protein of 795 amino acids. Lineage: Eukaryota; Metazoa; Chordata; Actinopteri; Syngnathiformes; Syngnathidae. The record is from RefSeq and is a predicted model, not a curated record. Gene Ontology annotation, cellular component: Golgi trans cisterna; Golgi medial cisterna; membrane.
UCAAGGGGAAGGACGGAGGGGAGAUUAACAAGGAUCUUCAGCCGCCGCAACGGCGCCACUCUCAUUAUUAUUAUUAUUGUGAUUAUUAUUAAUUUAAAGAAAGAUCAUCAACAAUGGGCGGCACCGACUCAAAACUGAACUUCAGGAAAGCAGUGAUUCAACUGACAACCAAGACGCAGCCGGUGGAAGCCACCGAUGAUGCCUUCUGGGACCAGUUCUGGGCGGACAGCAGCACCACGGUCCAGGAUGUCUUUGCGCUGGUCCCGGCUGCGGAAAUCAGGGCCCUGCGAGAGGAGUCCCCCUCCAAUUUAGCGACGCUGUGCUAUAAGGCUGUGGAGAAACUGGUCCAGGGCGCUGACUCCGGCUGCCCCAGCGAGAGGGAGAAGCACGUGGUCCUGAACUGCAUUCGCAUCUUGACCCGCAUCCUCCCCUACAUCUUCGAAGACCACGACUGGAGGGGUUUCUUCUGGUCCACCGUGCCCGGUGCCGGCCGGGCUGGGGCAGAGGAGCUGGACGACGACGAAGGCGCUCGCCCGCUAGCAGAGUCGCUCCUCCUGGCCAUCGCCGACUUGCUCUUUUGUCCCGACUUCACCGUGCACAGCCACAGAAGAGGCCCGGACUCCGUGGAGAGCAUGCACUCCAUAGACAGCUGCGAAUACAUCUGGGAAGCAGGAGUGGGCUUCGCGCAGUCCCCCCCCCUCAACUACAUCCACGACUUGAAUCGCACGGAGCUGCUGAGGUUGCUGCUCACCUGCUUCUCCGAGGUCAUGUACCUGCCCGCCUCGCCGGAAAACCAAGUCCUCAACCCCUGGGUGACCUUCUUCUGCUCUGCUGAGAAUCGGCACACCUUGCCCCUGUUCACCUCGCUGCUCAACGUGGUGAGCGCCUACGACCCGGUGGGCUACGGCAUCCCGUACAAUCACCUGCUCUUCUCCGACUACCGGGAGCAGCUGGUGGAGCAGGCCGUGCAGAUCCUCAUCGUGACGCUGGAGCACGACGGAGGGGCUUCCCACUGCCCGUCGUCUCCGUCCAGCCUGGAGGAACACCAGUCCUCAGGUCCCGAAAACCUGUUUGUGAAUUAUUUGUCGAGGAUUCACAGAGAGGAGGAUUUUGACUUUGUACUGAAAGGCUUGGCUCGUCUGCUCACCAACCCGUUGACUCAAACGUACUUGCCCAACUCUACCAAAAAGAUCCAGUUCCACCAGGAGCUCCUGGUGCUCUUCUGGAAACUCUGCGACUUCAAUAAGAAAUUCCUCUUUUUCGUCCUGAAGAGUAGCGACGUCCUUGAUAUUCUGGUUCCAAUCCUCUACUACCUUAAUGAUGCCAGAGCCGACCAGUCCCGCGUCGGCCUGAUGCACAUCGGCGUGUUCAUCCUGCUGCUGCUGAGCGGCGAGAGGAACUUCGGCGUGCGCCUGAACAAGCCCUACGCCCUCCACGUGCCCAUGGACAUCCCCGUCUUCACGGGCACUCACGCCGACCUGCUGAUCGUGGUCUUCCAUAAGAUUAUCACCACGGGCCACCAGCGUUUACAGCCUCUGUUCGACUGCCUGCUCACCAUUGUUGUCAACGUGUCGCCCUAUUUGAAAAGUCUGUCCAUGGUGGCGGCCAAUAAGCUGCUCCACCUGCUGGAGGCCUUCUCCACCAGCUGGUUCUUGUUCUCUGCCGUCCAGAACCACCACCUAGUCUUUUUCCUCCUGGAGGCGUUCAACAACAUCAUACAGUACCAGUUUGAUGGGAACUGUAACCUGGUGUACGCCGUCAUCCGCAAGCGGAACCUCUUCCACCAGCUGGCCAACCUUCCGUCAGACCCGGCCUCCAUCCAGAAGGCCCUGCAGAGGAAGAGGAAGUCGCCCGACGUCAUCUCCCGCACCAGCUCGCAGGAGACCGUCUCCAUGGAGGGUUCCCGCCCCGCCGUGCCCGCAGAGCCUGGCACCCUGAAGGCCAGCCUGGUCGCCAUUCCCGGUAUUGACAAACUGACCGAGAAAUCUCAGGUGUCCGAGGAUGGGACCAUGGUGUCCGUCCCCAAAAUGGAGCACUCGGAGCAGAUCGCCGCCAGCAGGACCAGCGACACCGAAUCCAACUCGGGCAGAGACAAUGAGGAUGUUUUCUACACUGAGGCAGAAAUGGAGAGGAGACGUUUGUCCAGUGCUUCUUCAGCAUCGACUUGGGGUCCCACACCAGACUGGGUUCUGUCCUGGAAGUGUAAGCUCCCCUUGCAGACCAUCAUGCGUCUGCUGCAGGUGCUGGUUCCACAGGUGGAGAAGAUCUGCAUCGACAAGGGCCUGACGGACGAGUCGGAGAUCCUGAAGUUCCUCCAGCACGGCACGCUGGUUGGCCUGCUGCCCGUCCCUCACCCCAUCCUCAUCCGGAAGUACCAGGCCAACGCCGGCACGGCCAUGUGGUUUCGCACCUACAUGUGGGGUGUGGUCUACUUGCGCAACGUGGACCCUCCCAUCUGGUACGACACGGACGUGCGCCUCUUUGAGAUCCAGAAGAUGUAGACGCGUCGAGCCGACGGCGCCGAAGCCGCCUCGCAAUCCUCGCCACGCUGGCCGAGCGCUCGUUCGCGACCAGCCAGCAAUUUUGUCCGUAGGCAACUCGCUACGUGUUGUGCUGACCUCGAGAACGUGCAGCUGGUUUGUUUUCGCCUCGAAAGGUAAAAAAAAAAAAAAAAAAAAAAAGCGCAGGUCAAGUCAGAUUCAGAGAUAUUAUCGUCAUGGUGAUGAGUCCCCCCCCCCCCCCACUGUUGUAGUGGGGUCAGCGAUCAGGUGAUGAGCUCGGAUGCCAGUUUGACACCGAUGUUGCAAAUUUGAAUGCUCAUCCACAUCAGUAGUCACAUAUCAGUCACACGCAUCACAUCACGUGACUUUGGGGAACUCCGCUCUCACCGUGUCAACGUUUUAUCUUUCUGGACAUGCUUUAAAAUGAACUUUCACCUUUUUUUUUUUUUUUUUUUUAAUGUAACAGUACAAACUACGACACUGGAUUGUUUUCCGUUUAUAAGGUUUAAAACUAUUUUCCUUAAAUUAUUAUAUAUAUAUAUAUGUGUGUGAAGUGUAGUGGAUACUAAAUGCAGUACGUAAAUAUUGAGUGAUU